Messenger RNA from Condylostylus longicornis, 2041 nucleotides. RefSeq names its product integrin-linked protein kinase homolog pat-4 (gene Ilk). The record is from RefSeq and is a predicted model, not a curated record. Gene Ontology annotation, biological process: substrate adhesion-dependent cell spreading; cell-matrix adhesion; integrin-mediated signaling pathway. Gene Ontology annotation, cellular component: focal adhesion; stress fiber. The coding region runs from base 101 to 1447 and encodes 448 amino acids. Gene Ontology annotation, molecular function: protein binding; ATP binding; protein kinase activity. NCBI's taxonomy places the organism in Eukaryota, Metazoa, Arthropoda, Insecta, Diptera, Dolichopodidae. The transcript has 6 exons.
AUUUUUUCAUCUCUAUUGAUUACACAUGUAACACCCCCAUGACCAAAAAGUAAACCUAAACAACUUUUUUUUCUGUAAAAUAAAAGUCUUCUGGAGAAUUAUGGAAGAUAUUUUUCAUUGGUGUAGAGAAGGAAACGCGAUCCAGAUGAGAUUAUGGUUAGAUGAAGUUGAACAUGACAUGAAUCAAGGAGACGAUCACGGAUUUAGUCCCCUUCACUGGUGUGCAAAGGAAGGACAUACGAAACUAGUCGAUAUGCUACUUCAAAGAGGUGCUAGAGUAAACGCUACGAACAUGGGCGAUGAUAUACCUUUACAUCUUGCUGCAGCCCAUGGUCAUAAGGAAAUCGUAAUCAUGUUAUUAAAAGAAAAAUCAGAUGUAAAUGCCACAAACGAACAUGGUAAUUCUGCUUUACAUUACGCAUGCUUUUGGAGUUAUGAAGAUAUUUGUGAAGAAUUAAUAAAUUAUGGUGCAUUAGUGCUGCUGGCCAAUAAAGAUGGUGACACUCCUUUAGAUAAAGCCAAACCGGUUCUUGCAAAACAAUUACAUGAUUUCGCCGAAUCCAACGGUCAGGAAUUAAAAAAAAUAAGCUUCAAAGACCAAAGUUGGUUGGGUUUAAAAACCAGAUCGCGUGAUGCAACUCUUUCUAGAUUUAAGGGAAUCAAUGCUACUGAUCUUGAUCUUCAUAGCAAGUUGGCGGUGAGUUCAUCCGGCGAAACUUGGCGUGGUCGCUGGCAGAAAAACGAUAUAAUUGCGAAGAUAUUAAAUAUACGUAAUUUAACUGCAAGAAUUUCAAGAGAUUUCAACGAAGAAUUUCCAAAAUUAAGAAUUUUUUCGCAUCCAAAUAUAUUACCCAUAAUUGGGGCCUGUAAUACUCCUUUAAACCUUAUUGUUAUAAAUCAGUAUAUGCCUCGUGGCUCCUUGUUUAAUUUAUUACAUGGUGCUGCAGGUGUUGUUGUUGACACUUCUCAAGCUGUUCGAUUCGCGCUUGACAUAGCUCGGGGAAUGGCUUAUUUACAUUCUCUGGAAAAAAUUCUUCCAAUUUAUUAUCUCAACAGUCACCAUGUUAUGAUUGAUGAUGAUUUAACUGCUCGAAUAAACAUGGGAGAUGCGAAAUUUUCUUUCCAAGAAAGGGGUCGUAUUUUUCAACCACAAUGGAUGGCUCCUGAAGCCUUGCAGCGUAAACCUGCAGAUAUAAAUUGGGAAGCUUGUGAUAUGUGGAGUUUUGCUAUUUGUAUAUGGGAGCUCUCGACAAGGGAAAUUCCGUUCUCUGGUUUUUCGCCGAUGGAAUGUGGAUCUAAAAUUGCCUUAGAAGGUCUUCGAAUAAAAAUUCCGAUGGGAACAUUAUUUCAUUUGUCCAAAUUAAUUCAAAUAUGUAUGAACGAAGAUCCGGGAAAGAGACCAAAGUUUGAAAUGGUAAUCCCAAUUUUGGACAAAAUGAAAAGAUAGAAAAGAUUCGUAUAACUAAUCUAUUAGUUACUUUAAACUUACUCAAGGUUUAAAGUAAUUUUUUAACUAUUUUAAUAUAAUUUUAACACAAUUUUAAAUAUUAAUCAUUUUAAAUUAUAUGUUGCCACUUCAAUUUUUGUUUAGAAAAUUUGGAAAAAAAUAUGGGCUAAUGAUAUCCAAUGUAAAAAUUCAUUAAUUUUUGUAGUAACGGUUCCCAAAAUAUUUUCAAAAAAUUUACAGUUCAGUUGAAAUGCAUUUUAAUUUUUCAAUAGAUUUCAAUUCUCGAAUCUCGUUUAAUAAAAACUUCAAAACUUUCUGGCAGAAUUGCCCGAAAUUGCUAUUUUUUUUAAAUAAAAACGGUUUAGUAGAUUGCUAUAAUUACUGUUCACUUUAUAACUGAUUUUGCUUAUUUGAAGAGUCCGUAUUUAAGAAAAUAACCGUAAAUAGUUAUUUUUCUACAAUUUAAUUGCUACAUAUAUAUUUUUAUUUAUAUAAAAUUCCAGUAAAUUAUUGAACUUUAGUAUGUUUUGUUAAAAUAUUUUUUCUGUAAACUAAUUUGCUAGUUUAUUAAAAUGAAAAUAACUAGAAUUUUUU